AUGGAAGCCUUUGUUGAAGGGCGGGUGGAACAGCGUCUCCAGGCAGCCCUGGAACGGGUUCGAGUCAUAUUGGAUGCAACCAAAGAUCCGCAAGCAGCUGGCGAUGUUCACCAUCAGUACGAAGACAAGUACCUGCUGGUGGAGGGCGUGACCAAUGCGGCAGUUGCAUCGCAGCUGAACUCCUUUGGUGCCUUAGGCCUGACCUUGGAGCACGUGCAGAAGCUUCAAGAACGGUCCAAGGACAAAGUCGUAUCGUUCCAAUUCAGCGCCGAGGAGGCAUGCAGCUACCUCCGAGAGGAAACGCGAGAGGAAGAAGCUCCGACAAGGCAGAUCGAAAAUAUUUCUAUCCACGGCACUUUGCAGGCUGCAUUCACAAGCAAGGUGGUUACCAAGAUAACAGAGUACUUCUGGAAGUUCGAAGCAAAGUAUGAACUGGUGGCAAUCAGAGGAGUUGGUGGAACUGCUGAUGACCGGCUGUGUUUGAUGACACGUGCAGGACAAGCAGAACUUGUAACAUCGACGAAGCAGUCUCCGCGACCAGAGGUGAAGAAGCCAGCUGUCAACUUGCAGGUGGACGUGAACUGGCUCUUCCGCAGUCUGAAGAGCGACAAGGCUGUGCCUGGUUUCACCGUCGACCGACUGGCCAAACAAUGCAAAACGCCAAGGCGCAACGAAGAUGUUCAGCAGGCAUACAACCACUGCGAGCGCGUUGCCGUUUUCGCCAAGCAGGUAUCCAGCUAUCUCUCCGGGCUCUUCCAAGUACAGACCGCUGCCAAAAAGUCGCUGGACCUCGCGGCACUCCGAGGAGAUGACAGCAUUUUCAGCCCUGUUCUUCCCGUUAUGGUCCAGAGCUCACAGGCGGCGAUCGAAGAUCUCGGUCCUUCCAGUGAGGCGCUCAUCCUUGUAGAGGCCGUACGUGAGGAGGCCCAGAGCAACGUGCAGCUUACGAUCCAGGACUCCAAUCGGCUGCUUGAAGAAGAGGUCCGAACUCUUAAGCAGAAGCAGAAUGAUCUUGUAGAGGCCUUCCCCGAAGAGGGAAUUGCGACUAGGGCAGAGGCCUUUGCAGUGGUCAGCUUGCUGCAUGUUGCCCGGGUGUGUUCUAGCUGGGCCGAUGCAGUUGGCUACGUGGAGGGCAUGCUCCGCAAGCAGUUGGCUGCCGCCAUCGGCAAGGAAGUUUCCCCUGCCGAUUUUGCUGCAUACAUGAGGUUUCAUUACCGCAAACUCUUCCACGACUCAUUCCUGCCGAAACCUCUCUGCUUCUCUGUGCGCCGUUCUGACAUGCACAGCCCGGAGGGAACAGUGAGUAUCGAGGAAGCAGUGGUUGGGCCGGGCGGCGACUCCAACAUCAACAGUCCCAUCGUCACCAUGGUGGCCAGCAAUGCUGAGCCAGCUCCUAUGACCUUCCCGCUCAAUGCUUCAACGUACGUGACUUUCGCUGGGGAGAGGCACCUCCACGCAUGGCUCUCGCACCAGUUCUCGGGACAGUCGGGCUGUGAGCUGUCGUUGGUUGCCCGUGCAAGGCAGUUCAGUUCAAUGCUGGUUCUGAUCGGACGGGUUUCGUCUGCAACCAGCUUCGACCCGAAGUAUGCUGCCAUCAUCCAGAACAAGGAUGAACUGAGCAUACCCUUGAAUCUGUCGACGAUUCCAUCCCCAAAGGAGUUCAAAGAUGCCAUUGAAUCUCUGUCGCCAGAGCAGCAAGCCUUCGCAAAAGCCUUCCGUUCGAUGCAGCUGGAGUCGACCUUGUUUGGUGUGCUCGUGGUGCAGAUCAAGCCACAGCUGGAGCGCGUUCUGAACCUGGCCGACGACAGCCUCACGAAAGAGAUCAAGCUCACACAGGAUUUGAUGCAGCUGUUCAUCAAGUACCAGAUCCCCAGUGACUUGCUAUCAUUCGAUGCCACCUCGGGCGAGGCAGAGCUCUUGAAUCCCACGGCGGCCGAGAGGCUUGCACGCGUGAAGGGACAUGUGCAAGCGAUGCAUGAUAUGCUUGCUCAGGCAAAGCAAGAAGAGAUCCAGCAGCGGGAGCAGGAAAGUCUCUACGACGAUGCCUUUGCGAACGUGAAAGGGAGGGGUGGUUUCCGUGCUGUCGCUGGGUCCGGCCCCCCAGCCCAAAAAGGCUGGUAUCGUUCAGCUGUAAUCAAUAUUGGGGCCAGCGCACCCAAACCCUUGGCCGAUUCUCGCAGCAUGCCGCCCCGGCCCACCUGCGGAGCUCCGGCACGGCAAGGCAACAGGGCUAAGCAUGGCCAUGCACAGAAGCCCGAGUCGCAGCAGCAGCAAGAGCAGCCGGUGCCGCAGCCUGCUCAGAGGUUCCCCGGCGACUCAGUGGGGGCCAGCUCGGCCACACGGGACUACACGCAGGUGCCAGUUGAACUGGACCAACGCUUUGAGAAGCUCGACACGGAUCAUUCCCUCCGGCCGACCAUCAUCAACCCCGGAGAGAGGUGGAGAAAGCAGUCUCAGAAGGCGUUGUUGGCCAGCCCCUCCACUUCUCAUUUGUCCAAGGCAGAGCAAAAGACGGAAAGAGACGCUGCCUUCGAUCUACUCGAUGCUCUUACAAAGUCUGGAGCUUUGCCUUUGACCCAUGCGAGCCUGCACGCGGUAAUUGCAGCCACGCAUUGCUUCGACAAGACGGUCACAGAGACCGUCAUCCAGAACAAUGUCAACCCGAUUGCAAAAGUUGAGCGAUCCUCACUCAUCAUGGCCUCCACGGUGCACCAGAAGCCGGUCCAAGAUCUCAUCAAAGAUGAGCAAGUCCAGAGAGUGACGGAUGCCUCCCCACAGCUCUUUUUGGAAAAUGCUAGCUGA
Messenger RNA from Symbiodinium necroappetens, 2802 nucleotides. Lineage: Eukaryota; Dinophyceae; Suessiales; Symbiodiniaceae. The record is from the annotation of a GenBank genome assembly.